CCGCCGCGCGGUUGCGGCUGAGCGGCGCUGACAUAUUCCUCCUCCCUCGGCUUCACCAUGGACAGCUUCGAUUUCGCGCUCCUGCAGGAAUGGGACCUGGAUUCCCUUUGUGUCUAUGACCUUGACAGAAAUAUGCUACGCAGAAAAGAAUGGGAAAGGAGAAAUCAGGAGACCCAGCAUGAAGACAGCAUAUUUAACACCAGUUACUCCCUCUUCAGUGAACCAUACAAGACAAAUAAGGGGGAUGAACUGUCUAGUCGUAUCCAGAAUACACUGGGUAACUAUGAUGAAAUGAAAGAAUUAUUGACUGAUCACUCAAAUCAAAGCCACCUUGUUGGUGUUCCAAAGCCCUGUAUGUCACAGGUGUCUUUGAACAAAACAGAGGAUCACUUUGCUGCUGAAACAAAGACCCAUACUCAGACUUCUAUUUGCAGUCCUCAGGCUUCUUUGCCGGUGAUGCUUUCUGGACAGCUGAGCAAGAAUAUAACAAUAGGUUGGCAGAAACCUGGGCAUUGCUUAGAGAGUCAGCAGAGGGGAGGCAAACAUAGGCAUGGAUUGCCAGAUUCACACAGUAAUGAUUUCAAAACAACUAACCAAAAGAGCAGCUUGGAAAAGAUUAUGCAUUACGUACACAGUCCUUCACCACCAUCUUCAUCCAGUGCUAUUCAAGGUCCUUUACCAUCCUCACUUGGAGAGAACAUUCAAACACAACAGCAGUCAAAGUUGAGCUGUGGCACAGAAACUGGAGUCCAGGCUCAAGAAAGACCAGCUAUGCAUAGCAAUGGACACUGUGUACAAAAUUUUCCUCCUGCACUUGCUUCAAAACCAAAUAUAGUUCAGCAGAAACCAACAGCUUAUGUAAGGCCAAUGGACGGUCAAGAUCAGGCUCCUGAUAAAUCUCCAAGACUAAAGGUGCCAGAUGAAACCAGCAUGCUCUGCACCUCAUAUAGAGAGAUGUCUUCUGCUAAAAAUGAAUCAGCUAGGACUAAGUCAAAAAUGACAAAGUGUGGCAUUUCCAAACAAGAAGAG
Molecule: messenger RNA, 1029 nt
Organism: Python bivittatus (Burmese python)
Lineage: Eukaryota; Metazoa; Chordata; Lepidosauria; Squamata; Pythonidae
Source: RefSeq, a predicted model, not a curated record